Stereum hirsutum FP-91666 SS1 is the source of this 2067-nucleotide messenger RNA. RefSeq lists its product as uncharacterized. Gene Ontology annotation, cellular component: PeBoW complex; nucleolus. Gene Ontology annotation, molecular function: RNA binding. NCBI's taxonomy places the organism in Eukaryota, Fungi, Basidiomycota, Agaricomycetes, Russulales, Stereaceae. The transcript has 5 exons. Bases 24 to 1922 code for a protein of 632 amino acids. Gene Ontology annotation, biological process: ribosome biogenesis; maturation of LSU-rRNA from tricistronic rRNA transcript (SSU-rRNA, 5.8S rRNA, LSU-rRNA). The record is from RefSeq and is a predicted model, not a curated record.
CGACCUUUACAUUUUCUUACAACAUGGGACGCUUACGACAGAAGGGAAAGGCUGGUGCAGCGAAAGCCUAUGUGACUCGCUCGCUGGCCGUCAAAAAGCUGCAAUGCUCACUGGCAGAUUUUAGGAGGCUUUGCAUCCUCAAGGGUAUAUUUCCUCGCGAACCGCGAUCCAGGAAAAAGGCGAACAAGGGGUCAUCUGCGCCGACAUCAUUCUACUACGCUAAAGAUAUUGCCUACCUUCAGCAUGAGCCAGUGCUGAAGAAGCUGCGAGAACACAAGGCAUUUGCUAAACGACUCUCGCGAGCUCUUGGGAGAGGAGAAUGGAGUAGUGCGAAGAGCCUGGAGGACAACAAGCCUGUAUACCGGUUGGAUCACAUUGUCAAGGAGAGAUAUCCAACCUUUGUCGAUGCCGUCCGUGACAUCGACGAUGCUCUCUGCAUGAUCUUCCUCUUUGCCUCUCUCCCUUCCGACGGCCGUGUAUCGCCUUCUCUCAUCGAAAACUGCUCACGGCUUGCGGCCGAAUGGCAACUCUACAUCAUGCGCACGCGAUCGUUGAGAAAGACCUUCCUCUCAAUCAAGGGUGUUUACUACCAGGCCGAGGUAAUGGAUCAGUUGGUGACAUGGCUCGUACCAUACCAAUUUACCCAGAACAUCCCUGCGGACGUCGAUGUCCGAGUUAUGCUCACAUUCUUGGAGUUAUACCAAACGUUGCUAGGAUUUGUCUUCUUCAAGCUUUACACCGACGCAGGGCUUGUCUACCCGCCUCCCCUCGAUGUGAAGAAGCAAGAAGCUGCUGCUGGCGUCGGCGCUUUCCUUCUGCAGGAGGCUACCCCCGCCUCUGUCGCACCUGCGAAAACAAAAUCCGUAGAAGUCGAUGGCAAGAAAGUCUCCACCAAAGAUGUUCGACAAACCAUCAAAGCCAUCGCUACCUCUAGCAUCUCUAACGAGGCAGAUGCUGAUGUUGACAUGCCUAUCGUCGAGUCGACACCACAAGACGCCGAAGACGAAGAAUUCGUGCCUCAACCCUCUACCUCGAAUCCUACCGAAACCGCAUCGCUCCCUACCCUUCACUCUCUAUCAUCCCUGCCCCAGUCGCAGGCCGCAAAACUCUUCACCCCAUACACAUUUUUCCUCUCUCGUGAAACCUCUCGGCCUAUCUUCGAGUUCAUCGUCCGCUCAUUCGGCGGUCGGAUAGGCUGGCCGGCGUCCUCCGGCGGCGGAUCUCCCUUCGACGAGACGGACGAAUCGAUUACACACGUCAUCAUCGACAGGCCUGUGGUCGAGAGGCCGAACGAAACGGAAGAAGAGCGGGAGAGGCGGAGGCGGAGGAAGUACGUCCAGCCUCAGUGGGUUGUCGACUGCAUCAAUGCUGGGAAGAUCUUGUUGGAGGAGCCCUACACACAAGGAAAGACGCUGCCACCGCAUUUGAGUCCCUUCGGUGAGUACCGCGGAGCGUACGAUCCUACUGCUGUGGGUGUCGACGAAGAUGCUGCAAUGGACGGCGUCAGCGAUGAGGAGAGCGAGAUUGAGGGUGAAAACAUCGCGGAAGAGGAUGAUGAGGAGGCGGAGCAGGAGUCGAAGGAGAAGAAGGAGAAGGCUGCAUUGAAGGCAGCUGUAGCGUCGGUUGCGGAUGACCCGGCUGCACUGAGGGCAGCGGAGUUGGAGGCGGAGGCGGCUGGCGUGGACUUCGGAACCUUCGAAAAGGAAGUGGUCAAGUCGCAGAAGUCGUUGAAGAAGGGCAAGGCUGCGCAGACGGUUGAUGCGGAGCAGGAUAUGAACAAGAUGAUGAUGAGCAACAAGCAGCGGAAGCUGUAUGAGAGGAUGAAGUUCGGUGAACGCAAACGCUCUGCCGAGAACGCUAAGCUCGAAGAGCGAAAGAUAUCCCUACAAAAAGCCAAGAAACGGCAAGAAAAGGCCCAGUGAGGUCACUUGUUCUCUUGUCGACAUCUUCUCGGGUCAUAGCUUGUAUUGCACAUUUCCCUACUUUGCAUCAGUUCGUUGGGGUUCGACGGCAUAUCUCGAAGAAAACCCUCUGUCUCGUUUGAGUACGCAGUGAAUCAAGUUUAAU